Molecule: messenger RNA, 828 nt
Organism: Oryza sativa Japonica Group (Japanese rice)
Lineage: Eukaryota; Viridiplantae; Streptophyta; Magnoliopsida; Poales; Poaceae
Product: PLAT domain-containing protein 3
Molecular function (GO): protein binding
Source: RefSeq, a predicted model, not a curated record
AUGAAAGCCUCAUCGAUCGAUCGCCAAGCUGAUCAAACUCCUCCAGAGCUCUUGCCAUGGCCCCCAAAAUCCCCAUCUUCUUCUUCCUCCUCGCCCUGGCUGCCGGCGUGCAGGGUGAGACCGGCGGUGUCGGCGGCGGCGGAGGCAACGUGGAGUACAACUGCGUGUACACCGUGUUCGUGAGGACGGGGUCCGCGUGGAAGGGCGGCACGGACUCGACGAUCGGCGUGGAGUUCGCCGGCGCGGACGGGCGCGGCGUGCGGAUCGCCGACCUGGAGCGGUGGGGCGGCCUGAUGGGCGCCGGCCACGACUACUACGAGCGGGGCAACCUGGACGUGUUCAGCGGCCGCGGCCCGUGCCUCCCGGCGGCGCCGUGCUGGAUGAACCUCACCUCCGACGGCGCCGGCGCCCACCACGGGUGGUACUGCAACUACGUCGAGGUGACGGCCACCGGCCCGCACCGCGGGUGCGCGCAGCGGCGGUUCGACGUCGAGCAGUGGCUCGCCACCGACGCCUCGCCGUACCGGCUCACCGCCGUGCGCGACCAGUGCCGGGGCCACGCCGCGGCGUGACGCCACCGCGGUGGCGCGAGCGCACCGCUCGCCGGCGGUGGCUUGGCAAUAGUAAUAACGUAAAUAAAACGGAGAGCUGUUCACGUGUGUAGGCUUACGAAUGGACGCGUGCUCACAGGCGUCGAUCUGUUUGAGUUGGCUCUUGUCUCCGAACUCUGUUCUGCUUGCACUUCCUUUGCUUGGCCUGUGCCCACUGGAUAACCAACAGCAUGAUCAGAAAAAUUACGGCAAUAAACACAAACAAGGAUUGAAAUAA